UUUAACUCUCGGACGCCAUGUGUCGUGCUUCCACGAGCCCGCUUUUAAUACGGAAACGAGGACGCUAAAACUAAUACUGUGUCACCGCUGUCAUGCUUAACCGCCGUUGACCGGUCAGAAGUGCAUCAACGCAAGUAGCGUUAGCUAACCUCAUUAGCCUGCUAAUUGUCUCCGAGCUGAACAAAAACCUCGCAGACGGCGCUUCAAUGGCGUCCUGCACAACAACAAUCCCGACCUGCCGUCUCAACAAUGACCUGUGGAGAUCCUCCAGCACCGACUGAACAAUGGCGAGGUUCAGGCGCAAAACUUGCAUCGCGCUGGUUGUCUUGGUGUUGCUUGUGCUCACGCUCACGGUAGUGUUGAAGGCGCUGACGCCGGAGGACUCUCCGUUCAUCAGCCCCGUCGGCGUGCAGCUGUUACCGGACAAAAAAAAUCGCAGUCCGAUAAACGAAGAACACGACGAUACACCUGACCGGUCCAAAAUGGGCGAGUCGGACCGGUCAGACAAACUGCAGGGGGCGCUGAGGAAGUUCCCGCCUCCAAACUACUAUCUCCAUGCGUUCUACUACGUCUGGUAUGGGAACCCCAAGUUUGACGGCAAGUACAUCCACUGGAACCACCCGCAGCUGCCGCACUGGGACUUGAAGGUGGCUCAAGGGUAUCCGCAAGGCAGACACAUCCCACCUGAUGACAUCGGGGCCAAUUUCUACCCCUCUUUGGGGGCCUACAGCUCCAGGGAUCCCUCCGUCAUAGAGUCUCAUAUGCAGCAGCUGCGCACAGCAGCCAUUGGUGUCCUUGGUGUUUCAUGGUAUCCUCCUAAUAUGAAUGACGAUAACGGUGAGCCAGUGGAUGACAUUGUGCCUUUGCUGUUGGAAGUGGCUCAUAAGUACCACAUUAAGGUGGCGUUUCACAUUGAACCGUACAAAGACCGAGAUGAAGUCAGCAUGUUCGCUAAUGUCAAGUACAUCAUUGAUAAAUACGGGGAGCACCCUGCCUUCUUCAAGUACCGGACCAACGCCGGCAAGCUUCUUCCCCUCUUCUAUGUGUACGACUCCUACCUGAUCAACUCGGAGCAGUGGGCCAAGCUGCUCAAGCACACGGAGAGCAACAGCAUCAGGAAUACCCCGUACGACGCCAUCUUCAUCGCCCUGCUGGUCGAGGAGAAACAUAAGAGGGAUAUCCUGACGGCCGGUUUCGAUGGUCUCUACACCUACUUUGCCACCAAUGGGUUUUCUUAUGGGUCCACUCAGAGGAACUGGGAGUCCAUUAAAGCUUUUUGUGAAGACAACAACCUGAUCUUCAUCCCAAGUGUGGGCCCCGGGUAUAUCGACACGAGCAUUCGGCCCUGGAACUUCCAAAACACUCGAAACCGCAUCAACGGCAAAUACUACGAAACCUCGCUGAGUGCUGCGUUGCAAGCCAGGCCUGAUUUCAUCUCUAUCACGUCUUUUAAUGAAUGGCACGAGGGGUCCCAGAUUGAAAUGGCGGUUCCAAAAACAGGCCAGACUGUGUAUCUGGACUACCUGCCCAAUAAACCUGCAAUCUACCUGGAGAUAACUCGCAAAUGGGCAUCGAUUUUUGGUGGCGAGCGACAUAAAUGGCAGGAUUGAGCCAUAGCAAAUGUUUGUUCAUGGUUGUAUUAAAUGAUUACAUGAAAACCAUAUGAAGUUCUAGCUGCAGAAUAUGCAACAAAAUGCAAAUGCUGGAACAUUUUCUGAGCCAACUGAUUUUUACAGCCACAGGCAACUAAAUGAUCUUCGUUCUGGCUGCAAUAAUUUAUGUGAUUUCUUUGCACUUGGGUAAAUAUUUGUUAAUUUAACUGAUGUCUUAUUACUUGUUUUCACAUCCUUGCUCCUUUUUGUUUUGUAAGGUAGUCAGCAUGUUUUAUCACCCACAAAAGUAUCCAACUAAAGCUGUUCAAAUCUAUGCCUGUAUUAAACUUCAAUAAAUAAAAUGCACCCUGGAGAGGAGGAAAUGUAAACAAAGCA
This is a messenger RNA of Gasterosteus aculeatus aculeatus (three-spined stickleback), 1988 nucleotides long. It is a transcript of the gene manea, whose product is annotated as mannosidase, endo-alpha. Gene Ontology annotation, cellular component: Golgi membrane. Gene Ontology annotation, molecular function: alpha-mannosidase activity. The record is from RefSeq and is a predicted model, not a curated record. Lineage: Eukaryota; Metazoa; Chordata; Actinopteri; Perciformes; Gasterosteidae.